Molecule: messenger RNA, 1839 nt
Organism: Musa acuminata subsp. malaccensis (wild Malaysian banana)
Lineage: Eukaryota; Viridiplantae; Streptophyta; Magnoliopsida; Zingiberales; Musaceae
Source: RefSeq, a predicted model, not a curated record
CAGCUUCUUCUACCUAUAAUAUAUCCCCGUCAUCUGUUUCUCUUUCUCUCUCGUCAUAUCUCUUCUACAGUGUCAGUCUCCUCUUGUUAGGUUUAGAGAAGAGCCUUGCUGCUCUCUUCUUUCUCUUGGUUAAGGCUCCUUUUCUGCCCUCCUGCCACCUGAUCUCUGUCCCAUGCUUCCAGAUCUAAAAGAACAAGAAACCUAUCCUCUCAGAAGACGCAUGGAACUUGGCAUUGGGUGCAACACCAUCAAAUCCUAAUCCUGCUGCUGCUGCUAUCUGGACACAUGUACGACUAUCUCUGGAAACGGAUGGAGAACGACCACGGUGACCUCGGCGACAUAGUCCGAGCAGGCGGCCGAAUCGGGCCACAGAACAUGGAGAUCGAGCCGGCCGUCGAGCGGGAGCUUCCUACCGAGGCCGUUGCCUUUCACACCAGAACCGAAAGCCCUACCGACGGCUUCGGCCAUCCUUUGGUCGAUCUCCGUGACUCUCUACUCGGUCGGAACACAGGUACGGAGUUCUUGGAUGGGGCAGAAGCGAUGCUGGCGCCGUCCAAGAUGGCCAUGGAGAGCAGCAGCGACCCUGGAGGAGGUGGGAGGUUUAUCUUAGCUCGGAAGGUACUAUCAGGCAAGCAGGAGGUCGAGAUAUCCUGCAGUAUCUUCUCGAGCAAGCCUUCCCUGUCCUCACCCGGGGAGAUGUUGCAGUUGAGCGGCGGCUCCACAGCCGGCCCCAUGGAUCACGGCGAUGAUGUACAGAUCUGGUCUCCUCGGAGUAGUCAAGAGAUCAAACGCAGGUUCGAGAUCCACAAAAAAAGCCAGGCAAAGAAGGUGGUGUGUGUUCCAGCGCCGGUGGCUGCCAGCAGCCGGCCGAGCAGCGAGGCUGUUCCAUCCGAUCUAUGGGCUUGGAGGAAGUAUGGUCAGAAACCGAUCAAGGGUUCUCCUUAUCCAAGGGGCUAUUACAGAUGUAGCAGUUCAAAAGGAUGCUCGGCGAGGAAGCAAGUGGAGCGCAGCCGGACUGAUCCUAACAUAUUGGUCAUCACCUACACAUCCGAGCACAACCACCCGUGGCCUACACAACGCAAUGCGCUUGCCGGAACCGCAAGAUCGCAUCCAUCCAAGAAUGGCCCCAAGUGCUCCAGCGAUCAGGGUGUUCUAAAGUCACGCACGGCUCCGAAGGAGGACCCCAUGGAACGUCUGGUGAAGCAUGAAGUUGCUGAGAUGGAGAAGGCAAUCGAACCAGCUGCUGAGGACGACGAAUUCCACCAAAGCCACACGCGGAUGCUCCCGGAAGAGGACCAGCCGGACGACUUCUUCGAAGAUCUGUCGGAGUUGGAGACGGACCCCUUGAGCCUCAUCUUCUCCUCCGAGGGAUUCAUGGAAAGUAAGCCGGAUGAAGAGAGGGCGAACAAGGCCUUGGACCCGUUCAGCACGUUUGACUGGGCAGGCAGCUCGUGAAAGGAAAGAAAAUGACUAUCAUAACAGGAUCUUAUAUCAGCAAAAGACCUCAGCAGGAGAAAGACGAUAGAGAAUAAGGAGCCAUUCUUGAUCCUACACGGUUCAAGCCCCGAACCUUUUCAUGAACUCACAAGGUUGAUUGAACAUGGCAGCGUGAGGAUGACUCUGUUGUGUUUCCUACACAUGGUUUUAGUUGUUUAACCGAACAGUCUAGAGAUCAGGAUUGUAGAAGAAGAAGAGGAGGGGUUGUCAUUACCCGCAAGUUUGGGAUGUGACAGAAAGCUGAUGAGCAACAGAAGCUAGAAACAGUUGCGCCAAGUACAGAUGCGCUUGACGUGACCGAGGAUGUCGAGAUAAAAUAUAUGAAUGGCUUUUCUCCUUUCA